This is a messenger RNA of Malurus melanocephalus (red-backed fairy wren), 1981 nucleotides long. It is a transcript of the gene WDR76, whose product is annotated as WD repeat domain 76. The record is from RefSeq and is a predicted model, not a curated record. The coding region runs from base 21 to 1850 and encodes 609 amino acids. Gene Ontology annotation, biological process: regulation of DNA damage checkpoint. Gene Ontology annotation, cellular component: nucleus. The transcript has 13 exons. Gene Ontology annotation, molecular function: protein binding; DNA binding. NCBI's taxonomy places the organism in Eukaryota, Metazoa, Chordata, Aves, Passeriformes, Maluridae.
CGCCCCGCCCCGCGCGCGCCAUGGCGCUGUCCCUGCCCGGGGAGCCCGAGGAGCCGUCACUGCACUCCCGGCAGCAGCUGCAGGAGUCCCUCCCGUCGGGCCCCGCCGAGCCCCGAUCGCCCCCUGAGGAGUCCCUCCCGUCGGACCCCGCCGAGCCCCGUUCGGCCCCGCCAGAGUCCCAUCUGAUCGCGGCCCUGAGCCCGGGGCGGCAGCUCCGGGUGCUGCUGACGCCGCUGCCCGCGGCGGCCUGGCCGCGGCCCCAGAAGCGGCUGCUGAGCCCCGCGGGGACCCCCGCCCCGGCCGGCAAGAAGUCGUGCCCGGAACCCGGCACCGGCCCCAGAGCAGYCCCCGGGUCCCCGCCUGGCCCCAGCUCGGCUGCCCGCGGCCCUGACGGGYUGUGGGAUGCAGACAGCGACGGCAGCGACGCGGGAGAAGUGGCACCGGAUGGAUACUCCGACCUAUCAGCUUAUGAAAGGAAAAGACUAAAGAACAUUACAGAAAAUGCUAAAUUCUUUGCUGCUCUAAAGUUGCAUGAGUCAGCUGCAAGACUUAAACAAAUUGCAACUAAAAGGAAAUUUCAUGUCACCAAAAGUCGCAAGCCUAAAAAGGUGGAGGAUGAAACACUCCCGCGRCGAUCCAGGCGCCUGCUCAGAGUGGAGCCAUUGGACAUUCCAUUGCUGGAGACGCCUGCCCGGCCAGCAGCAGAGGAAUAUGCGAGCUGGCCUCAGGCUCCAGUUGGACCUUUUCCCAUGGUUCCAGAGGAUCAGGCAAAGGACAGUAAAUGGACAGAGGCCAUACUUAGCACGUGGAUGAGAAUAAGUGAGGUGAAAGUGGAUGAUGCUGACAGGGUCACACCUGACAUAAAGAGGUACCAGCGGAGCUUGAGCAGCAUGGUGCUGAGUGAGGAGAACAUCAGGAAGGUGGUGAAAUCCCGAGUGUGUUCUAUGGCCAUCCACCCUUCCGAAAGCACCAUCCUUGUGGCAGCUGGAGAUGUGUAUGGGCACGUUGGCCUCUGGAAUGUGAGCUGCGGGUCUGAGGAUGGAGCCCACAUCUUCUUCCCUCACAGCUUCCAGGUCAACUGCAUGCACUUUUCUCCCUGCAAUCCUGCUCAUUUGCUGUCCCUCAGCAAAGACACUCUGCGCUGUGGUGAUGUCACCAGGGCUGUCUUUGAUGAGAUCUGCAGGAGUGAGGAAGACUACUCCUGCUUCGAUUUCCUUGAAGAGAAUGCCUCCACUACCAUAAUAUCCCACUGGGAUGGGCAUGUGGCUGUUGUGGACAGAAGGACCCCGAGGAUGUCCUCGGAGCUYUCUGCAGACAUUGGCUUCAAGAGGACACGGACAGUCCACGUGCACCCUGUGAAGAAACAGUAUUUCAUGGCUGCUGGCUCACUGGAUGUUUGUGUUUUUGACAUUCGGUACCUGAAGGCCGAGGGGAACAAACCCGUGAGCUCUCUCACAGGACACAAGAGAAGCGUGGCCUCAGCCUACUUCUCACCUGUCACUGGGAGCAGGGUGGUGACAGUGUGUGCUGAUGACAAGCUGAGGGUCUACGACACCACAUCCUUGUCAUCGACUGUCACAUUGUUCAGUACCAUCAGACACAACUCCAACACAGGCCGCUGGCUGAGCCGCUUCAGGGCCAUCUGGGACCCAAAGCAGGAGCACUGCUUCCUGGUAGGCAGCUUGGCACAGCCCAGGAAGAUCCAGGUCUUCCAGGACACUGGGAAGUUGCUGCACUCCUUCURCAACACGGUCUGCCUCACCUCUGURUGCUCCAUUAACGUCGUGCACCCCAGCCAGAACAUCCURGUGGGGGGCAACUCCAGUGGCCGCCUUCAUGUGUUCAAAUAGAAGGGCCUUAGAUCUGUUUUUUUUAACUUUCUGCAUUGACUUUGUUUAUUCCGUAUUAAGCAGUUUUGAAGCUGACUGUUGUUUCUCAGGACACAAAUGUACUUUAGAAAGUCUUAAAAUAAAUUGUUUAA